Molecule: messenger RNA, 839 nt
Organism: Myotis myotis
Lineage: Eukaryota; Metazoa; Chordata; Mammalia; Chiroptera; Vespertilionidae
Product: phospholipase A2, membrane associated-like
Exons: 5
Coding region: 89-517 (142 amino acids)
Biological process (GO): phospholipid metabolic process; negative regulation of T cell proliferation; lipid catabolic process
Molecular function (GO): calcium ion binding; phospholipid binding
Source: RefSeq, a predicted model, not a curated record
GCUAUUUAAGGGGAGCUGGAGUUCAGAUUUAACAAGACCAGCAUUUGGAGCUAUUAACACCAGCAUUCUAUAAGAGGGGACUGUCCACAUGAAGAACCUUCUAUUGUUGGCCUUGACCAUGGCCUUUGGCCUGCUGCAGACCCACGGGGAUUUGCUGGAUUUCCGGAAAAUGAUUGAGUUCGAGACAGGAAAGGAUGCUGUGUUUACUUAUGGCUGGUAUGGUUGCUACUGUGGCUUGGGCGGCCGAGGAUCCCCCUUGGAUGCAACAGAUCGGUGCUGCGCCGAACAUGACUGUUGCUACGAACGUCUGCAGAAGCGGAAAUGUUGCACCAAGUUUCUGAAAUACAACUUUGCUUUCCAAAAUGGCAAAAUCGUCUGUGGGGAGCAGGAUCACUGUCGCAGGCAGCUGUGUGAAUGUGAUAGAGCAGCUGCCGACUGUUUUGCGAGAAACCUGAACACCUACCAGAAAGACCACAAAUUAACAUGGUUCUGCCCUGGGAAAAACCACCAGUGCUGAGGUCCCGCCCCCGGAAGCCUCGCCUCCCACGCUGAGCUCCCCUCUCUGGCUCCCACCCCUCCCCGCCCUGGCUAGUUCCUGCAAAGAAGGAAACACCCCUCUCACAUCCCAGAGACAAGCCAGGAGGCCCUCGACCCCCAGAGAGAAGCCUUCCUUCCAGAAUGAGAAGCCCCGGGGCAUGUGGCCUGGCGCCUUUCCCCUCUUCCUUGGGAGGCAGGAGAUGUCCUCGUCCCCACUGCUCUCCAAGUCCCGCUUCCUGCUUAGCCGUGGCGGCUACAUUCCCAGGGUCUCCUCUAAAUAAAGCAAUUAGUUCAUUGGCAAA